AUGCUUCCGGUACCACCGGUCGAAAACGAGCCCGUUAUCUGGAUCGUAGACGAACUCCAGAAUGUUGGACCGACAACAUCAGCAGUGACUGAGUUCCUCGACGAGCUGUUUGCCCGCUUUGGCGUUCUCAACAUCAUAGUCUCCGAUAAUGGAACGCAGUUGACGUCAGAACGGUUUGCGGUUUUGUGCAGGAAGAACGGCAUUCAACAUUUCCGGACAUCGCCGUAUCACCCACAGUCCAAUGGCCAGGCGGAGAUUUGUGGACACCUUCAAGAGGUCGUUGCGCAAAAUCAACGAGGAAAGUAUCUCGGAAUCGCUCCAGACGUUCCUCCAGGUCUACCGAACCACUCCCAGUCGUGUUCUGAAUGGCGCAGAACUCCUUCGCAGCUGAUGCUUGGUCGAGACAUCAAGACGGUUCUCGAUCUCCUGCAUCACCAACAACCGAAGCCAGUGGUUCUCAAUCAACGCCAAGACGAACAGUUCAACUGGAAGCAUGGCGCAACUCCUCGUAAUGGCUUCCGAAAAGGCGACAUGGUCUACGCCAAGGUCUACCGCAGCAACACCAAGUGGCAGUGGGCCUCCGGCAUAAUCAUCGAGGUCAUCGGACGGGUCAACCACAACGUCUUGAAAUUCCUCCAAUAG
Armigeres subalbatus is the source of this 642-nucleotide messenger RNA. RefSeq lists its product as uncharacterized. NCBI's taxonomy places the organism in Eukaryota, Metazoa, Arthropoda, Insecta, Diptera, Culicidae. The coding region runs from base 1 to 642 and encodes 213 amino acids. The transcript has a single exon. Gene Ontology annotation, biological process: DNA integration. The record is from RefSeq and is a predicted model, not a curated record. Gene Ontology annotation, molecular function: nucleic acid binding.